Messenger RNA from Rhineura floridana, 8554 nucleotides. RefSeq names its product alpha-tectorin-like. The record is from RefSeq and is a predicted model, not a curated record. Bases 6286 to 7401 code for a protein of 371 amino acids. Gene Ontology annotation, biological process: cell-matrix adhesion. The transcript has 8 exons. Lineage: Eukaryota; Metazoa; Chordata; Lepidosauria; Squamata; Rhineuridae.
UGUUCCUGGCAGAUAUCAGGGAAGACAAACAAGAGGCAGGAAAGAACAGAGGUGGCUGGUUGCGAGAGUGUGACAGGCCAAAUUCUGAGGUCAGUAUGGAAUCUUUUAGAGGUGAUAGAAGCCAUUGCUGCUGCUAGAGUAGAACUUAUGAACAGAUGGCCUACCCAUUGCAAGAAAUCAGAGGAAGCCAGGAUGUCUCAAGCUAAGUAUCAUUUUAUAAAAUGAGUCGUUGUGGUACCCAACAAUAUCCUUCCCACCAGAAUAGCUACUAUACAAAGGAAUUUAUCGGUAUGAAUAAUGUAACUGGACCUUCAGGUAGACCACAACGUUAACCACAUGACUAAUAAACCUCCUGGAACUCUGCCAUAUCUGGUGCAAGUAGAUGCCAUUAUAUAGCAUUAAUAAAGUAAAGAAGGCACUCUUUAACAAACUUAUCCCCAAUAAUUACACUGCCACAAUUCACAUUAAUAGAGAAAGCACCAAUGAAGCCUUGCCUGAUAUAGACAAAGUGCCUUAAGUGCACGUCCUGAUUGGCCAUUGAUCUCUCUGUCACUCUCAGGCACAAAAAUUAUAAUGGUUAUGUCUAAUGACAGUGCAUUAUUUGCCAGUUGCCAUUUCAUGUCUCCUCCACCCAGCUCUUCCUUUAGUGAGAUCACUCUGUGUAUGAAAGCUUGGGCUCAUCAGGAUUCUCCUUUCCUACAACUGGGCACAUUUCAGCCCCAAGAAUAAGACUGAAAAUAUGAUGUUAGGCAUACUACUCAGAACACUGAGACUUCAUUCCACCAGGCCUGAUGGCACCAUUCAGGAUGGAUGAACAGCUGCUUCUGAACCUCCUCACUGCUCCCCUUUCUCCUCUCCAGCUCUCCAGUUUAUCCCUAACAGAGUAGCUACUGGAAAGUCCUUAAGAUUUGAACCCUGGCCUCCCAGGUCCAAGUCCAGCACUCUAACCACUACAUCAUGCUGGCUCUCCCAGUUGUAGCUCGUAAUGUCACUGAAGCUUUGUGACUUGUCAAUCUUUGGGCAGCAGUGAAGGCUGAGAAGCAGUAGGGACUGGAUGGGACUCAAUUUCACAUAUUGAUAUGAAUUAUGUAGUAUUGUAAGACAUUAAAAUUGUACCAUCCUGUUCUGAUUGGAGGCCAGGAUAAAACUUUGAGAGGGGAACCAGGGCAGGUGAAGUGUUGGGCCCUUCUAGGACACCUGACCCUCAAGAGCUAUUUGAUGAUGGGCUGACACCAGACUUAAAACAACUCAUCCUGUCUUUACUCUAUCCACUUGAGGUUUAUUUAUUUAUUUAUGAUUUGCUUUAUAUCCUGCCUUCCUCCUAGCAAGAGCCCAGGGUGACAAACAAAAGCACCGAAAACAUUUUAAAACAUCAUAAAAAGAGACAUUAAAAUACAUUAAAACAAAACAACUUCAAAAACAUUUUUUAAAAAGCUUUGAAGAUUUUUUUUAAAAAAACAAAGGUUAAAAAACAUUGUUUUUAAAAAAGGUUUAAAAGCAUAUUAAAAAGCAAUCUCAACACAGAUGCAGACUGGGAUAAGGUCUCUACUUAAAAGGCUUGUUGAAAGAGGAAAGUCUUCAAUAGGUGCUGAAAAGAUAACAGAGAUGGCACCUGUCUAAUAUUUAAGGGGAGGGAAUUCCACAGGGUAGGUGCCACCACACUAAAGGUCCAUUUCCUAUGUUGUGCAGAAAGGACCUCCUGGUAAGAUGGUAUCUGUAGGAGGCCCUCACCUGCAGACUGCAGCGAUCGAUUGGGUAUAUAAGGGAUGAGACGGUCUUUCAGGUAUCCUGGUCCCAAGCUGUAUAGGGCCUUGUACAUCAAAACUAGAACCUUGAACUUGGCCCGGUAGCAAAUGGGCAGCCAGUACAAUUCUUUCAGCAGUGGGGUGACAUGUUGACAAUACCCUGCCCCAGUAAGCAGUCUCGCCACCACAUUUUGCACCAGCUGCAACUUCUGGACCAACCUCAAGGGCAGCCCAACAUAGAGUGCAUUACAAUAAUCCAGCCUGGUCAGGCUAUCCCGGUCCAGAAAUGGCUGCAGCUCUCUUACCAGCUGAAGCUGGUAAAAGGCUGUCUUCCAAGGUGGUCUUAGAAUUACAAGUCCACUGAGCAGACCUGGGGAAUGCAGCUCAAAAGACAAAUAGAGAUUGACAUUUUCAGACAACUUCAGCCCCUUAAAGCCAGCAAUUUUUUCCCAGGAAUUUAGAGCUCUGCCCUAUUCUCACAACUGAAUCCAGGCAGAUGCCAGUGGAUGGCUCUCCAAGGGCCUUGGGCUUAUCCUGUCCCACCCGCAUCUUAUCCGCUCUGCUAACAGAUACAUAGAGAUCAGUGAAUGAAUCAUCUCCAGACAGAUUAAUUGAGCUGUACAUGAGCCCGUGGGAUGAGUAAACAACUUUGAAAUGUGAGUGCAUUACAUGACUUAAGCUGAUGGAUGUUUGAUGGUCAGCAAAUAGAUCAGGCUCUGGAUCUUAUCCCCAAUCUUCCUCUGAGGUACACUGGUGCAAAAGCAGGUGGGGCGAAAAGUAGACAGAUCUUUACAAAUUAUGUCUAGGUCAAAAUCUACCCGAUUUUAUCCAGUGCUAGUCUUCCCCAAAACAAACCUGUUGAAAUAAAUGAACCUAAGUUAGUCAUGUUCAUUAAUGUAAAUGUGUCUGCUCUGAAUAGGACUACCAUUGAAUACAGCCCAUACUGAGGGAUUCUAUCUGGAGCUGGGAUUCACAAAAGAGAAUGCUACCCCUUUGAAAUCAACCUUCAUAUUUAUCGUCUUUUAAUUCCCAGAUGCUCUCCUGAUUAUUUUAGCCAUGUGACCAGGUUAAGCCAGAGCGAUGUUACACCAGAAAAUGCGGUGCCCUAACCCUGCCUUUGCUCAAUGGCAUGAGUGCGGGAAGGGCAUUUGCACAAAAGAGGUGGGGUUCUUAACCCUCAGGUACAGCUUUCUUCUUGAAACUCCUCCAUUUAGGCAGUUUUCUUCCCUCGGGACUUCUUUCUCCUCUCAGAGCCAGCCUCGGUAGGACGAAAGCAGUUACCAGAGAGAGGAAGCCAAGAGAAGUAAACAGCCGAAAGAGGAAGACUUUAAUGUGCAUUUUAAAUGAGAAUAUAUUAUCAGAAUCAGUUUUGGUUUCUCUGAUUCUAGCCAACCCUGCCUACCAUCACCAAGUUCCCCACCCCCAUGAGUUGCCAAAGGUCCCCCCUCCCCCCACAUGGGUCACCAAAGGUCCCCUCUCCCCCAUACCAAAGCUGCCCCCUUCCCCCCCCAGGUUACCAAAAUUCCCCCUUCCCCUCAUGGGUUACCAAAGCUGCUCCCUUCCCCCCACAGAUCACCAAAGCCUUACCCCUCCCUCCCACGGGCUGCCAAAGCUCACCUUUCCCUCCUGUGGGUCACCACAGCUUCCCCCUUCCCCCUAUAUGUUUCCAGAACUCCCUCCACCCCCUGUGGGUCACCAGAGCUCUCCACACCCCCCACAUGGGUCACAAGAGCUUCCCCACCCCAUCACUCUCCAGCACUCCCCCCUGCCCCCAUGGGUAACCAUAGCUCUCCCACCCCCUGUGGGUCGCUGCAGCUCCCCCCAUGGGUUCCUGCAGCUCCCCCUGUCCUGCCCAAGCCCAAGUCACACACAGAAAUGAAGGUGUGCUUUUCUUUAAUAGCUGGAAUGGAGAAUCCCCGGGUCCCUCCCACAAGUCCAAUUCUGACUCCUCCUCUUCAUGCUUAUUGCUCCAAGACCGUUCCACGAGAUAUACGACACCAUCUCCCCUUCUUGGGUCACCAGAGCUCCCCCCACAGGUUGUCAGGCCUCCCCCCAGAGGUUUCCAUAGUGCCCCCUAUGGGUCGCCAGAGCUCCUCUAUGGGUCUCUAGAGUUCUGCCCUUCCCCGCACAGGUUGCCAGAGCUCCCCCUCCCGCCAGGGGUCACCAAAGCUCCCCCCAUCCCCCAACAGGGUAGAGCUGUACUUCAUUUUGCAUAUUGUUUCAGGAAGUGUGAAUUUGUUAGGUUUGCAUUAAAAAAUUUCCUUCAUCCCCAAGAAAUGCUCUUUCUCAUCUUGAAUUACCAGUUAUUUCACCCACAGUGUCCUGCCCCUCUAUAUAUGUCUAUAUUCAUGUUUCUUAGCUGACGCGUGGUCCCUUUAAGAAAUACAUUUGUUUCCUGGUGAACUAACAGAUAUGGAUUAGUAAGUAGAAGGCUGGGCAACUGAGCGUCUGUGCACAUGAGCUCCCCCUAAAUAUAGUUUGCCCAUUUACUUGUUCUCCAUUGUUAUGGAAGCUUACUGCUGAGACAGAGGAUAAUACAACAAUUAAUAUUACACCAAACCCCAGAGGUGAAGUAAGAUCCUGUUCCCCAAUCCAGAUCUCCAUUUGCAAACAUUCUGGAGUUAAACACAAGCAGAAUCGCCAAGUCACACCUUGUAUGCUUACCUAAUCCUUGUUGAGCUUCUUUCUGAACAGAAGCAAACAAGAGGAUCAGUGGCUAAUCUAGGUCCACCUUUCCCUCUCAACACUGAGCUGGAUCUUAAGUCAUUUUCUGCUUUUUUAAUGGGGACUCCCCAAUUCAGGCACUCACAUUUCCUUGCCAGAAGAACGCAGGGUGGACAACAGCUAAUACUGACCCUUAUAGAGAUGAGAUAAGGUGCCAUGAGACGGGAACUUCUUCCAGAGGAAGGAGCCUAUUCUAAACCAUCAUGCCUGCACACAGUAGGUGCAGGCACCGUGCGCAGCGUGCAAGCAGCCCCGGCUAGCGUGACUAGUGGUCAGAGAUUAUGGCAAUUGUAGUCCAACAACUUCUGGAGGGCCACAGGUUCCCCAUGCCUAACAUCAGGCUGUGAAAAAUGGCAGCCUGUGUCAACUGCCCCCCUUCCAGCCCAGGUUUCUUAGCCUACUGUGCAACUUAACUUGUAGCUCUAUUUCCCUAUAUAUCUCGAUGUUUCUCUAGGUCAGUGGGCUUGGCUUUGCAAGAAGUGAGACUGUUCAAAACCUUGCUUGCAGAGCACUUAAAAGCUCUGCAAUUUUAUUUUAUUUUUGUGAAAGCGCAAUAGUGAAGGAUUUUUUAGAAGUUAAGUACUUGAUUUAAGUUUUUUUUUUAAAAAAAAUCCUACAUUGCUCUUCUUUAACAAAAACAAACCCAUCCCAGAGCUCUUCUGUACUCAGAGGAAGCCUCAGGAUGUAAGAUAUAUUGGAGGCCUAUAGAUUGGAUGAUGUGAAGUUGUAAAGUUUUGCAAAAUGUCAUUUUGGUCAUUAUUUUGAGGUAAGGAACAACCACCCACUCACCCACCCUCAUAAGGGAUUAUGGAGAAAAGAAAACAUAUUCUGCUUCCCCACAAAAAGCCCCUGAAGCUAUUUGACUGCAAUUUGGUAAGCUGAAUGCAUUCUGGAGAGGCUCUUGUGCCUGUAAAUUUCAUCUACUUUGGCCAAAAAGUUAUGCCAUUUUUAGAUUCCUCAUUAUAGUGAAUGGGGAACCACAAAGCUUUUUUUUUACAGAGCAGCUUGGAACCCGAAUUAAAUGCUGAGGUGAAGAGAGCACAGAACGAUUCAGAAACAGACCAGAAGUCUUAAAAUGCACAGAUAAAAGACAAACGUGGGGCCUGUGCACACCCCUAAAAUGUACAUAGUGGAUUAAGAGUAGAUUUAAAACUUCCAUCUUGCCACUGGGUUAGCAAUCCUUCUGGGGCAUCAGGCCAGAUUAGAAGGGGGGGGAGAACAACUCAGGAGGCACAUCCAUCCUUACAGGGGAACCUGGGUGUGGAAAGCUUGCAGGGCUGAAUAUAAAACCAGCAGAGGCUCUUUAAGGAUGACUCAGUCUGGGUGACAGAGACGUAGAGGAAGAAAGGAGCCUAGAGGUGAGUGAGGCAGGGGCAAAAAGGUGAGUAGGUGCAAUUCGGGAAAAUUCUGCAUCCUCAAGAUACCAGGAGCAUGAACAGAAGCAGAUAUUUUCAAACACACGCACAUACAGGGCCACGUUAGGUGCGAUAUUAAUUGCUUGAAUUAAGUUUCAUAUUUCUAUUAUGUGAAGAGCAGCACGGGAUCCUGAGCAAUAUCAGAAAGCAAGCAUGAGAGGGUUGUGGGGUUGCUACUCUCUCUCUCUCUCUCUCUCUCUCUCUCUCUCACUAGUUGACAGGCAUAGUGGUGCUCCUCGACAUGAUGAACAAUCCUGAUUUUCCCAGAAUUCCUCCUCACAUGGAAGAACAUGACAUGCAUGAGUCAGAACAUGCACAAAACGGCAACUACCUUAUAUCGAGUCAGACCACUGGUCCAUCUAGCUCAGUGUUCUCUACACUGACUGGCAGGAGAAGCCAAUAUGAAGACUUCCUUUGCCUUCCUGAUACUUCUGCUAGGUUCAGUGUGGACGUCCCCAGUGCCUGAAACAGAAGAAACCAAUGAACACCUGCUGUAUCCUUAUGGGGAAGCUGAGGGAGAUAUGAAGAACCCCAAGGAUGAUGAUGGGACAUCCCCUGAGGUUCCCAUUUCUGAGCCUUUCACCUUCUAUGGGAAGACUUACCAUAGUGUUUAUGUUAACAACAAUGGUGUGGUUUCCUUUUCCGUACCUGUCCCAGAGUACACCCCAAAAUCCAUUCCUCUGGUAGAUGGAAAGGCCUUUGUUGCCCCUUACUGGGGGGAUGUCAACAAUAUUCUAGGUGGUGAUAUCUUCUACCGGGAGACGCAGGACCCAGAACUGCUGAGACGUGUCACCGGAGACAUUAAUGAGUACUUCCCUGAGAUCCCUUUCACUGCCACCUGGGCCUUUAUUGCCACCUGGGACCAUGUGGCCUAUUUCGGAACUAUGUCCAGAAGGACAAACACCUUCCAGGCUGUCUUAUGCACCAAUGGCCGCAUUGCCUUUAUAAUGCUCAACUAUGGGGACAUCCAAUGGACUACAGGAACAGCAAGUGAGGGAGAUCCCAGAACAGGUUUAGGAGGAAUCCCAGCACAGGCUGGUUUUAACAGUGGCGAUGACAAAAACUACUACAGCAUCCCUGGCUCCCGCACUCCUGAAAUCAUCAACAUUACAAAAACCAGCAAUGUGCACACCCCAGGGCGCUGGGUGUUCCAGGUGGAUGAUUUCAAAGUGACUGGUGUCCCGGAAGAGCUUAUGCCUAAGAAAGAGGAACCGGAAGUCCCCAGAGUAGAGGAACUGGAAGUCCCUGGGGUAGAGGAACCAGAGGUCCCUAAGGUAGAAGAACCAGAAGGUAAUGUGACCAUCGAUGGAGAGGGCCUACCUGAAGAAGCAGCAAAAGAAAACACUGAUGGCAUGGCAUUCACUCCUAAAUAUGAUGGAACACUGGACCAUGAGGACAACCAGGAAUUUCCUGAAGAACAGUCACCUAUAGAGAGCGAUGAGGAGAGUGAUAGCUGUGAAUGGUUACAGAGGCCACUUCCAAUAUUACUUUGGAAAGACAUUAGGAUCACCGGGUGAGAUCCAACUAAAUCAUACUCAGUGUAGACACAGCCACUGUAUUGUUUUGGGCACCUUCCCCCCCCCAAAAAAAAAAUGUUCCAGAAAGCCUAUCCUGUAUUGUAAUUUCAGUAUGCAAUUUUAACACAUCAUUUUAGGAAGUAUGAGUAUUUCAGAAUUACUGAUUUGCCCAAAUUAUGAGAUGAAAGGCAGGCAGUCCCUGGAUGUUAUGCACAUGCCCCAUCCCAAACUCCCUCGAUUGUUAGCCAAAUCAGCUCCCCUCCUAUAACCUUUGAAAACAGUACCUAAGGUGGGCAUGUUGCAAGGGCAAGCAGCCAGGUUUCCUUUGUCCUGCCUACAACUGAAACACUGUCAGAAACUGUUGUUGAUCUGUUGUAAAUUGAUCUACCGCUAGAUGCCAAUCUACCCUCUCCCCACCUGGUUAGCAUACAGGUGCUGGUCUCCAAAACUUCUAGCCCUUCAAACACUUCUGGACUCCAACUCUCACCAGUCCCAGCCCCAGCCAGCAUAGACAAUGGUCAGGAAUGUCCAAAGUUGUGGUACAACAACACCUGGAGGCUGUGGAGGCUGGUGGCUUUGCUGUCAGUGGGGUGCUGAUUCCACUCAAUGUUUUAGCCUGAGCCUUCAAGGAGCUGUCCAACAUGCUGUCACCUUGGACAGCUCCUUGAAAGUUCAGUCUAAAACCCAGAGUGGAUUCACUGACAUCAGAGCCACCAACCUCCCCUGCCUGGAGGGCUGCAAGUUUCCCAUCCUAACUCUAGACCCAUUAAAAAAAGUGUUACCAUACGGCUGGCUGUGUGACCUUUAAAGUGGCCUUUGUCCCAAUCCUGCUGUACCCCUACGUGUCCUUCUGGUUUCACAACCUGUAAGCAAAUGAAUCCCUGUUGUAGGUCCUGAAGAAUAUAUUCAGAAGGCUUUCCUUCACACUUUCAGUUCAGGGGUCGUGCACUAAACCAGAAGUACAAGUAUUUUGAAUCCAAAGUAACAUCCCUUGCACAGUGCACUUGCAAUUUCUUGUAAUACGGAUGGGCAUGGAUAAGAGGGGACAAAGUAAGUAUGGGAUUGUGGGAUUGGAUGCACACUGGAGGAGCAUCUGUGCCACUUCCAAAAUCCCAUUUGGAAAUGCCCUAAAUAACCCCUUUGCCUCCCCCCU